AUGCCUCACAAAAUUGCCCAAAUACGUUUAAUAAGUUCACAUCCAGAAGUCUAUGAACCGUGUGAUGACUCAUUUGCAUUGGUUGAUGCACUCCAAGCUGACUGUAAAAACUUGAUCGGGCAUCGUCCCAAUAUCUGCUUGGAGAUUGGUUCUGGCAGUGGAUACGUUAUUGCCUCACUUGCCCUUCUGCUCGGAGGGGAAGCAUGGCGGCCAUACUUCCUUGCAACAGAUAUAAAUCCUCAUGCACUGAAAGUGACUAGCGAAACUCUCAAAGCACAUGGUGUUCACGCAGAGUUGAUAAACACCAACAUCGCCUCAGGACUAGAGGCUCGGUUGGCAGGAUUGGUGGAUGUGAUGGUUGUAAACCCGCCUUAUGUCCCAACACCCGAAGAAGAAGUUGGUUGUGAGGGGAUUACCUCUGCUUGGGCUGGUGGAGAAAACGGAAGAACUGUGAUUGAUAAGAUAUUACCUGUAGCAGACAAACUUCUCUCUGACAAGGGAUGGUUAUACAUCGUCACACUCACAGCAAACAACCCUUCUGGUUUAUGCAUAGAAAUGAAGAAGAAAGGUUACGAAUCUCGAAUUGUUUUGCAAAGGUCAACAGAAGAAGAAAGUCUCCAUAUAAUUAAAUUUUGGCGAGACCCUGAGGCACUAUUGGAGGCAAAUGAAGCGAAAAUGUCAAAUAAAGCAGGUAAUGGAAAUGCUAUUGGUUCACUGCUUUCUCAGCUCUCUCAUGUCUUUAUGGAGAAAUGA
Messenger RNA from Oldenlandia corymbosa var. corymbosa, 753 nucleotides. Lineage: Eukaryota; Viridiplantae; Streptophyta; Magnoliopsida; Gentianales; Rubiaceae. The record is from the annotation of a GenBank genome assembly.